UUGUGACAAUGUGAUCACGAUGUCUAGACACCAUAUGGCUGACCUUCGUUUCUUCGCUCUUGACCGCCAUGGUUCUUUCAAGCGAGGAUAAGAGAGAAAUUGGACAGCACUUCGUUUUUGGAUUUCAUGGGCACGAAAUCAGCGAGGAUGCAAAAGAACUCAUCGAGAAGUAUCAUGUCGGGAACAUCAUCCUCAUGAAACGGAACGUGCAAAGUGUGAAGCAGGUACAUGCGCUUGUUCAAUCUUUACAGCAGUGCGCAAGAGAUGCCGGACACAGGUAUCCACUGAUGAUUGGUAUUGACCAAGAGAAUGGCCUCGUAUCCGCGUUCAGCUCAACUGAAAAACAUCAAGCUGGGACACAGUUCCCAGGAGCCAUGGCGAUCGCUGCUAUCAGCGAUGUCAAUUAUGCCCGGGAUUGCUCUGCGGCUUCAGCUCGCGAGAUGAAAGCUGUUGGCAUCAAUUGGACCUAUUCUCCGGUAGGAGAUGUGAAUUCUGACCCACAGAACCCGGUUAUUGGUGUACGCUCUUUUGGAGAUGACCCCAUAAAAGUUGCACAAUAUGCGAAGGCGGUUGGCGAAGGCCUCGCACAAGGUGGCCUCGCACCGUCUGCGAAACACUUCCCAGGGCACGGUGAUACAAAUAUUGACUCGCAUCUUGGUCUUCCCGUCAUCAACAAAAGUCGUGCCGAGCUGGAUCAAACCGAGUUGAAACCUUUCAAAGAACUAAUUGACGCUGGUGUCGCCAGCAUCAUGACGGGGCAUAUGGCUAUCCAGGCCCUGACUGGUGACAGUGAGACUCCAGCAUCUCUUUCACGAGCUGUGACUACGGCCCUUCUGCGAGAGGAAUUGAAGUAUGAAGGAGUGGUCGUGACCGAUUGCCUUGAAAUGAAUGCGGUGAUGGAGAGAAAAGGCGGCGUACCACGUGGCGCUGUGGAAGCACUAGUGGCUGGUGCAGAUGUGAUCAUGGUUUGCCAUACUAUGGCGUUCCAUAGGGGCGCGAUAGAGGCCACCUAUGAGGCAGUACAGAAGGGCGAGCUGCAUAUGGAUGAGCUGAGGAAAAGCGGAAAAAGGGUUGCUGCGCUGAAACGGAGAUUCGUGGGGACAUGGGAUGACGUGCUCGGAAAACCAUUUGACGAGGAGGCGAUGAAUGCAUUGCAGGCGACGAACAAGAAACUGAGCGAGGACGCAUACGCAAAGUCGACCGCACUUAUUUCCGGAUCUCUUCCUGCGUUUUCUUCGGGCAAGAUUGUGGUGAUGACACCCGUCGUGGAGAGCCUCAACGCGGCAGUGGAUGAUGCGGAAGGUGUGCAACGUACCGAGAAAGGUCACGUCCGGAACACCGCAGCGCCAUACUACAUGUCUUUUGCAGAGUCCGUGCGACGCCGCGCUGCCGAUGUCGAACACCUGGUGUACGCGGCUGAUUUUGACUGCAGAAGAGAAUUUGGCCAGGGGGUCAUAUUCGUCACACGCAACGCGGAUCGUAGUGCUUGGCAACUAGAUGUCUUGGAGAAAGUCAGGACACAGACCAGUGACCCUGUUGUGGUCCUGGCGAGCUGCGCACCGUAUGAAUUGUUCUCCAGGAGGGUCUUAGGUGUGCAGGCAUGCGUGGCGAGCUUCGAGUUCACCAGCGAAGCGUUGGAAGCUGCUGCCAGAGUUAUUUUUAAUGAGGUUUUUCCGGCGGGGAAGUCACCUGUUAGCGUCCGAGGACAAUAAGCUGGAAAAAUAUCUACCGUACUUGUAUUUGGAUCUUGCCGAACCUCUUCGUCGGUCUGGUAAUUAUCAGGCUCAUACACACGUACCUGGUGACUACAGCUGGAGCCUGGAGGGGUUCGAGGAGACUGGGGGAUUGAACGGUGAUAGGCGGAUCGAUGAGGAUAUCGAUGACAUUGCGUUGCCCCCAUCCUCGAUGGCUACUGUGCCCAAGCUGUCUCCGUCGUAAGUGACGUGCCGUUUGAGCGCCUCCGAGUCGCGGCUUAUUAUUCUCGGACCAAUCCACUGCAUUGGACUCAUGAAGCGAAGCCAUGAGACCCGCAUCCAACCGAGCGACACCAAGCUAGCCAUGACCUUAGCAUCCGCUGCAGUUAGCUGUCCCCGAAGGUUGAGCUCUGUCAGCUGGAGAGUAGAUGGUCACUAGGGGAGAGGGAUGGCAGCGGUUUCGA
Suillus paluster is the source of this 2158-nucleotide messenger RNA. Its product is annotated as glycoside hydrolase superfamily. Lineage: Eukaryota; Fungi; Basidiomycota; Agaricomycetes; Boletales; Suillaceae. The record is from RefSeq and is a predicted model, not a curated record. Gene Ontology annotation, biological process: peptidoglycan turnover; carbohydrate metabolic process. Bases 69 to 1712 code for a protein of 547 amino acids. Gene Ontology annotation, molecular function: hydrolase activity, hydrolyzing O-glycosyl compounds. The transcript is spliced from 8 exons.